UAACUAUAGCGGCAGCGCUUUAAACUUUCAGCAGGGAGGCGAAAGUUUGUUGUGGGACACGUGCAAAUGAGAGGAAAGCUGGAGCGAUGUUCCCCCGGCUUGGCUGAUUGCCCUGUAUUCUGAGUCUCCCCCAACCGUCCCUCUCAUAUACACACACGUAUUCCCACCUUGAAAGAAAUGGUCAGUGGAAAUGGGACUGUGCCUGGGAUCCGAGAGUACUGCCGAGGAGCGACAGGCCCGGCUCCGCAGUGAGAAGAUUGACCGUGUCCUCUGCGAAUGUGCCAAGCAGGAGCAGAACGUGGUGAAAAUUCUGCUGCUGGGUGCGGCGGAGAGUGGGAAGAGUACGUUGGUAAAACAAAUGAAGAUUAUUCAUAGUCAUGGUUUCACUGAAGAAGAACUUAUAAGUUUCAAGCCCGCUGUCCUGGACAAUCUCCUCAGUUCAAUGAAGUUUGUGCUCCAAGGGAUGGGAAUCCUGAGGAUUAAUCUGGCCAACCCCAAGAAUACUAUCCACGCUCAGACAGUGCUGUCCUGUGGUCGCUGUUUCGAUGAGGAUUAUGCCCUCUUCCCGUUCAUGUCCCAUGCCCUUCGCUUCCUGUGGGCAGACCAGGGGGUCAAACUGGCUGCAUCGCGAGGCUACGAGUUUGAGCUGAACGACUCCGCGCAUUACUUUUUUAUGAACAUUAAUCGAAUCACUUCACCAGAAUACAAGCCAACACAAACGGAUUUGCUGAGGGUUCGGCUACGGACGACAGGUGUCAUUGAAACUCAGUUCAAGAUCAAUAACUUGGUAAUCCGGCUGUAUGAUGUUGGAGGCCAGCGGACAGAGCGGAGGAAGUGGAUUGGCUGCUUUGAGGACAUGAGGGCGGUGUUGUUUGUGGCAGCGUUAAGCGGGUAUGACAUGAACCUUUUGGAGGAGCCAACAGUGAACCGCUUGCAGGAGAGUUUGAGACUGUUUUCUUCCAUCUGCAACAACAUAUUCUUCAGGAAUACCUCCAUGAUCUUAUUCCUGAACAAAAUUGACCUGUUCCAAGAAAAGAUUUUGCACUCGGGGAGACAUCUCCGGCUGUACUUUGCACAUUAUCGAGGUGCUGAUUGUGAUGUGGAUUCUGCUGCUCGCUUUGUUGCCAGUCAGUUCCUGUCUCUCAACAGGAACCCAGCGAAGCUGAUCUACCACCAUUUCACAACGGCCACCGACACGUCCAACAUCCAAGUUGUCUUCCAGGUCGUCAUGGACACCAUCAUAAAGGAAAACCUGCAAGCGGUCUCUCUGCUAUAAUCUUUGGGUGCAGUGGG
Molecule: messenger RNA, 1293 nt
Organism: Stegostoma tigrinum
Lineage: Eukaryota; Metazoa; Chordata; Chondrichthyes; Orectolobiformes; Stegostomatidae
Gene: gnav1
Product: guanine nucleotide binding protein (G protein) alpha v1
Exons: 9
Coding region: 191-1276 (361 amino acids)
Biological process (GO): adenylate cyclase-modulating G protein-coupled receptor signaling pathway
Cellular component (GO): heterotrimeric G-protein complex
Molecular function (GO): G protein-coupled receptor binding; GTPase activity; G-protein beta/gamma-subunit complex binding
Source: RefSeq, a predicted model, not a curated record